Molecule: messenger RNA, 1296 nt
Organism: Drosophila pseudoobscura
Lineage: Eukaryota; Metazoa; Arthropoda; Insecta; Diptera; Drosophilidae
Gene: GV1
Product: GV1
Exons: 5
Coding region: 219-1163 (314 amino acids)
Source: RefSeq, a predicted model, not a curated record
UGCUGAUGCUACCACAUUCGCUGCUUUCAGUGCGGCCCGGGUCUUCCAACUGUUUUGUCACGCCUUAGCGCUAACUCCGGUUCAAAGAUACUCGUACUUGCAACAGAAGCAGCUUGUCCAUAGCAGGAGAUACUACUCAUACACCACCCAGCAUCUGUAACCAGCAAAUUGAUCGACUUAGAAGCUUCGAGUUUCAUUUGAACAUAUCGAAUCACAAAAUGCUCACUCCAUGCCUGCUGCUAGUCACAGUCGCCAGCCUCGGCCUCCAGACGCAGGCCAUCCGGGUGGACUGGGGCACGAACACGGGACCGAUAGCGCCGCUGCCGCCACGAACCACGCCACUGCCCCCGCAGAAGCCGUACCGCGAACCGGCGCCUGUCUGGGAGGAUCAAAGCAAUGACACACCCAAUCCCAAUCCCUAUGUGUACGUCUUGCCACCGCCAUCCCGUCCUCGCACCUGGGCCAUACCCGCCGGACCCUAUGCCCCACCCAACUACAACAAUCUGCCGCCCAGGGGCAACUCCAUCAACUAUGGACAGCUGGCCAGCUCCGUGUACAGUGCAGGAGUCACUUCGGUGCCAGGAUUGGCGGCACAGUAUGUCCCCGGCGUGGGCAUCAAGUACACGGCCAUUGUGUUGCCCGACAAGCUGCAGGGCAAGUACAAUGCGAAGACCAAGAAGUACAAGGCCUACGAGAAGGCGGCCAAGCAUGCGUAUCCCUGGAACUAUUUGCAGCAGCUGCCAGUGGAGGAGAAGGCCUUGGAGUGGCAGGCGCAGCUCGAGAAGCAACUCGAAGAAGAGGCUGCCCAGCAGCAGCACAAGCACAAAGAUCAGGCUCUGCCUACCAGUUCCUCAACAACAUCCACUUCAUCUACAACUACGAGUACCACAACGCCAGCACCAGCAGCAGCACCCAGCCCCAGCCCCAGCCCAAGCCCCAGCCCAACAUCUGCCACAUCAGACACCGCAGACACCACAUCGACAUCGGCAAUACAGCCCACAACAAUUGCCAAUUACAAGGUGGCACACGAGAAGAGCGCUCACCUGAGGAAGCUCACCAAGCAGAAGAGACUCCAUCAGCUGCACCUGGAGAUGGAGAGGCAGAAGGAGAAGCUGGCCAAGAAGCAGGAGCAGGAGCUGCAAAACUCGUUACAGACCAGUUGAGCGAUGGGCGGGCCAACAAUAUAAAAAAGAGGAAAACUACACGAAACAAAAGUUAAGCUUAAGUCUUACCCAAAAUGUUGUAAAUAACUAUUAAUAAAGAAAAACACCCCGUAAUAAAACUUAAAUGAAGAAA